AUGAAGACUCCCUUGGACUUUCCUGGGGCCGUGCCCGGCACCGCUGCCCUGGGCGCGAGCGCCAUCUGCGUGCGCCUGGCGGGGCUCUCCGCGCGCCAGAGGACCGCGUGUGCCCGCCGGCCACGCGCCGUGGUGGCCGCGGGGCUCGGGGUGGAGGCGGCCGCCGCGGAGUGCUCGCGACUCUUCCGCGAGCAGCGCUGGAACUGCACGGGCAUCGGCGGGGCCGUGGGGAUGAUGGGCAGGAGGCUGCCCGUCGGGAGCCGUGAGGCUGCCUUCUUCCAUGCCCUCACGGCCGCCGCUGUCGCUCACGCCGUGACGGCGGCCUGCAGCCGCGGAGCCCUCGGCGGCUGCGGCUGCGAUGCCACCAAGGAGGGGCUGGCCUCGCCGCACGGCGGGGCCAACGGGGCCGUGGGCGGUGCUAACAUGAUCGUGGGCGGGGAUUACGGGACAGUAGGCGGAGCUUACCAGAGUGACACGGCGGUGGGCGGGGCUCACAGAGCGUGGGGCGGAACCCACGAGCGGAUGGGCGGUGCCUACGGCAUGAAGGGCGGGGUCAGCGGAACGGCGGGGAGGUCUAAGGGGGGUACGGCCGUGGUGGGGAGGGUCAACGGGGCGGCGGCGGGCAGAGCUAACGGCAUGGGGGGCGGGCUCUGGAAGGACGAAGCGGCGUGGCGGUGGGGCGGCUGCUCUGCGGACUUGGAGCACGGCGUGGAGUUCUCGCGAGAGUUCGUGGACGCGGGCGAGGCGGCGCACGAGGCCCGCGCGCUCAUGAACCUGCACAACCACGGGGCGGGGCGCGAGGCUCUGCGCAGGGCGAGCACCCUGCACUGUCGCUGCCACGGCAUCUCGGGCUCCUGCUCGGCCCGCACCUGCUGGGCCCUCCUCCCGCCGCUCCGGGAGGUCUCCCUGCGACUCAAGGCCAAGUUCAAGACCGCCCGGGCCGUGGAGGCCGUCCUGGCCACCCGGCACCGGCGUCCCGUGUUCCUCCACCUCAAGCGGCCUGACACCACCAGCACCAGAGAUGCGAAAAGCUGGAAGCCCCGCAAGCCCACCAAAGAGGAGCUGGUCUUCCUGGAGAAGUCCCCCGACUUCUGCGAGGAGGACGCGCGUGCCGGCGUGGCGGGCACGACGGGGCGCCGGUGCCAUCGACGGCCCGGAGCCGGGGGCUGCGAGAUUUUGUGCUGCGGUCGGGGAUACAACACGGUGCUGCUCCACCAGCACCACGUGGACGACGAUGAUGAUGACGUGGACGAUGAUGACGAUGACGUGGACGAUGAUGCUGAUGACGUGGACGAUGAUGAUGAUGAUGAUGACGACGGCUUGACUAGGGACGGCGAUGAUGGCUAUGGUGGUGGUGGUGGGCGCGCUGUGAAGAGAAGGUGCAAUUGCGCCUUCCACUGGUGCUGCCACGUCAGCUGCUCUGCUUGUGCGCGACACCAGCAGCGUUGGCGUCGUCGGAGACGCACGGAGGUCCACACCUGUAAGUAGGUGGUGCCGACACGGCGGGGAGAGCGCGGGGGAGAGCGUGAUCUGCGAUGAUGAUGGUGGUGGUGGUGGUGGUGAAGUUUGUGGUGGUGAUGGUGCUGAUGAUGAUAAUGGGUAAUUUAUGACAGUGAUGAUGAGGAUGAUGGAGAUCACAGUGACUGGUGACAUUGGUAAUGAUGAUGGCAGUGGUGUUGGUUGAGAUUAAAACGAUGAUCGGCAAUUGAUGGUUAUGAUGACACUCGUAGUGAUGAUACAAUAUUUUGGUCGUUGUAAUAGUGGUGAUGAUGAUGAUGAAAGUGAUGACUAUUGGGAUGCUCUUAUGUGAUCAUAGUGGUGGUGCUCAUGACGAGAAGAUCAUAGUGGAGAUGGUCAAGUUAGUGAUGAUGAUAAUGAUAAUUGUGUUGGUGAUGAAGGUUUGUGGUAUUGCUGCUGAUGAUGAUGAUAAGUACAGUUGCAAGAUAAUGUGAGAAUGGAGUUAAUGCACGUGCAGCACAUUUGGGAUUGGAUAUCAGUGGUGAGGCAAUAGCUAAAGACGCAAGCCAACAGACAGCUCUUGUCGCUGCACUCAUGGACAAUAGCUAAAUGCAAUAGCUAAAGACAAUAACUAAAGACACAAGCCAACAUACAGCUCUUGUAGCUACACUCAUGGACAAUAGCUAAAGACAAUAGCUAAAGACAAUAACUAAAGACACAAGCCAACAUACAGCUCUUGUAGCUACACUCAUGGACAAUAGCUAAAGACAAUAGUUUAAUACAAUAACUAAAGACAAUAGCUAAAUACAAUAACCGAAGACACAAGCCAACAAACAGCUCUUGUAGCUGCACUCAUGGGCCUGCGUGUCCUGUGCUGGCCCACAUGAAGCUUUGUCAAUGAAAAGAAAGAUGCUCCAUAAAGUGUCAUUAAUGCUAAUAGAUAUAAUAUAAAAUGUGAUUGGAGUGCAAUAUUAUUCUGUACUCUGGAUAAUAAAUAAUGGAUAU
Petromyzon marinus (sea lamprey) is the source of this 2463-nucleotide messenger RNA. NCBI's taxonomy places the organism in Eukaryota, Metazoa, Chordata, Hyperoartia, Petromyzontiformes, Petromyzontidae. The record is from RefSeq and is a predicted model, not a curated record.